Rotaria sp. Silwood1 is the source of this 573-nucleotide messenger RNA. NCBI's taxonomy places the organism in Eukaryota, Metazoa, Rotifera, Eurotatoria, Philodinida, Philodinidae. The record is from the annotation of a GenBank genome assembly.
AUGGACAUUAGAAGCGAGACGGCGCCUCUGUCUACAACAUCCCGUAGAAAUCGUUGGAACCCGUUAAUAGAUAGUAAAAAACGCAAAUUUCGUGUUCAAAAUACUCCACCACUUUCGCUUCGUCAAUCUCUUCGAUCGACCAUCAGCGUCAUUCCAGAUGGUAAACAAUGGAAACCGACUGGAGUUUACCAUGUACCUGUUGUGCAUGAAGAUCCACCUCCUAAACCACCAAAUAACCUACCUGAAAUUGUUGUAAAACCACGCAAGAGCUCACAACCUGCUUGGUAUCCACCUGGCCCAAACAAAUAUAAACGACCUAAAACACCAAGUGAGGAGAACAAAGUACAAAAGCCUGAAGAAGAUACAAAUGGUUCUCGAUCAAAGACGAAUUCAAAUCAGCGGUCCAAAUUUACUCGAGAAUCAUCGACUCCAUGGCAUCCUUCUGGAAAUCGAUAUUAUGAACCAGUACCAUAUUUUGAUGCACCAAGUUUGAGAUGGUCACCUCAACAAAUUAAACAAUCAUUGUCGGAAUUCAAGUCAACAACAAAGAAUUCAUCUCGAAAUCCAAAGUGA